GGUAUUAGUAUAUAUAUAUAUAAAUAUAUUAUUUUUUGGUCAGGAAUUCUUACCUACCCUGUUCAUCUUCUUGACCCUUUUUAACUUCUCACUAUAAAUUUGCAUUCAUACUUCUCCUGUGACUCUCAGUUUGUUGGUUCGUUUGAUUGUAACCUAACCUUUGUCUAAUAACUUCUGCUUCUUCUCGUUUCUUCAAACACUGGUUUUAAGCUAAUUAAAUGGAGUGUGUUGGUGGUUCAAUCGAGAAAAUGGUAGUAGGAGACGAACUGCAUGUUUUAGCAGUAGAUGACAAUCUUAUCGACAGAAAACUUGUCGAAAAGUUGCUCAAGAACUCUUCUUGUAAAGUGACAACAGCAGAGAAUGGACUAAGAGCACUGCAGUAUUUAGGGUUACAAGAUGAUGAUGAUGAUGAUACAAACAGUUCAGAUCACAACAGUGCGUCAAAGGUAAAUUUGAUUAUCACAGAUUAUUGUAUGCCAGGAAUGACAGGCUAUGAGUUACUAAAGAAAAUUAAGGAAUCGAGAAUGAUGAAGGAGGUUCCGGUAGUGAUUAUGUCAUCAGAGAACAUCCCGACUCGUAUUAACAAGUGCCUAGAGGAAGGAGCUCAAAUGUUCAUGAUCAAGCCUCUCAAAUUAUCUGAUGUCAAGAAAUUGAGGUCUGAUUUUUUGAACAGGAAAACCUGAAGAACACUUAAAAACAGAGGAAAUCGGUAAUAGUAGAUUUGCUUAGCAAAACUGAUUUUGAUAUAUCCGGCUUCUCUAGAGGGUAACUUUUUGUUUAGUGACUAUCUGCAAUUUAAGAAAAUGAUUUUUGUUUUAA
Mercurialis annua (annual mercury) is the source of this 819-nucleotide messenger RNA. RefSeq names its product two-component response regulator ARR17. NCBI's taxonomy places the organism in Eukaryota, Viridiplantae, Streptophyta, Magnoliopsida, Malpighiales, Euphorbiaceae. The record is from RefSeq and is a predicted model, not a curated record. Gene Ontology annotation, biological process: phosphorelay signal transduction system; cytokinin-activated signaling pathway. The transcript has 4 exons. The coding region runs from base 219 to 683 and encodes 154 amino acids.